Molecule: messenger RNA, 2159 nt
Organism: Oryzias melastigma (Indian medaka)
Lineage: Eukaryota; Metazoa; Chordata; Actinopteri; Beloniformes; Adrianichthyidae
Exons: 4
Coding region: 669-1382 (237 amino acids)
Source: RefSeq, a predicted model, not a curated record
AAGCUGUGCACGACCAUAAAAUGAUCAAUAAAAUCGCGCUGGAUCAUUUUAAGUGAAUAUUUUUAUCAGAUUCGUUUUCCAAGUUCCAUUGACUUUCUAAAUUUAAAAAAAAAAAAAUUGCCACCUCACGAGGCCUUUAAAAAGCUCAUAUUGAAGUUUAGUUUGAUCAUAAAACUAAAUUCCUGCUUAAAAUGAGUUGCACAUACUUGAUGUUUGCGGGUGUCACCACAGUUUAUAAAUAGUACAAGGUGUCACUGCGAAAAGACAACAAAACUGAGAACUUCUGUCAAAUUCUGUUCUAUUCAUUCUAUUCUGUGUCUGAACUCAUUGGUUUGGAUUUGUUACGAAUGCAAUGACGCAUUGUAAAGUAAAUACAAAUGCAUUUGGCCUCAUUUUUUGCAUAAAUAGUCCAGAACCAAACAUUUUUUGCAGUAAACAUUUCAUUUUUUAACUUUAGUCCAGAAACUCUCUCUCUCGCUCUCUUCCUCUUUCUUCAUCAGUUUAAGAUUUGUUCAAAUAAGGACAUGUCAGGUCUUCCUCUCACCUUAUAAAAACGAUUCUCCUUCUGCGUUCUGACCACAAUCUCUGACUAAACUUCAGCUUCUUUGACGCAGCAACAACAGCAUCUCUCAAGACAAUUUAACAGGAUCAUCACAUCAUCCUUAAAGAUGAAGAUGGAAGGACUCCUCUGCAUGUCAGUGAUCAUGAGCGUGAUUCUUCUUCAAAGCUGCUCCUGUAUCGACGAGAAUCAUCUGGCUCAAAUGGUGAAUGUGAUUUGGACAAACUACCGCCCAGGAAAGAUGUUCAGCAUAGCUGCAAGCAUCCCAAAAAUAAAGAACCAAGUGGGCACAUUUGAUUUCCACCAAGUCCUAAAUACUAAGAAUGCUGAGGAGGUGAAGAAUGUGAUAAUGGGAGGGCACGUGUAUAAAACAGGCAGGAUUGUUGCAGCGACAUUUAUCCCAAAACCAAAAGAAGGAACCAAAGGAAAUAUACAUGCAGAGUAUCGAGUUCUUCAAAACUUUGACAACUUGAUUAAUCAAGAAUCUGAUCUCAAAAAUGACUUGAUGCUUUUUUAUGUUCUAGCAGCUCCUUGUACCGUCAAGUGUACAAAUGAAAACCAUCAAGAAAGCAUCCUUAAUUAUUUAAAAAAACUGAAAAAGUGGACACAUUAUGCUGUUGUAUUCUCAUAUCUGUACAAACCCAAUAAUUCGCAGCACAUUCCGGAUAAGGACCGCAAAGCAGGUAUUGAGAGACUUGGAAAGGAUCUGGGUCUUAAGAAUGUGUUUCGAUGCGUUAAAAACAAUGAGGGGCGAAUGCAGUGCAGCACCUGUGCAGGCGCAAACAACCAGGCAGCUCAAACUUGUUUUUCAGACUCUGUUUAGACUCAAAUUACACCUGAAGGGGUUGGAAGAAGAGGAGGCAGAAGGAGCACUGGAGGAUUAAACAGAAAAAUCUGGUUUGAAACAGUAAAAGACUAAACCAGUCUUGCUUAAAUAACUGCCAAAACAAGCUUUGCACUCAUGAAGUCACAGCUCACUGAAAGUAAACUUACAUUAUUCUGAAAUCUAUACAAUAUUUCUACAAAGUUCACUAUAUAUUCCAGUUAAUCAUUUGAGUGUUACAGUUAUUUUAAAUAAUAUCAAAUUCAGACAAUGUAUGCACUUAUAGAAAUCAAGGAAGUAAAGGAGGAAAUUAACAUUCUUCACUUUUUUUACCACUUCUGACUAUUUUUUUUAAAGAUUUUACUUUAAUGCUUUUCUUAUCCCACCAGAAAAAAGCAUCCAUCUUAAAGUUUAUGAAGCUUCAUGAACUUCAUUUAUUCAAUAUGUAACGUCUCUCUCUAUAGGAAGUUAAGAACAGCUCUGUACUGUGGAAAAAACAUUGUGAUGAACCAUUUAUAUGGAUAAUACUCUCGCUUAAGACAAUUUCCUUUCCUUAGUUUUUAGGCAAUAACAGGAGAAAAAAAAUUUUGAAGAAACUCUAUUGUUUCUUCAGUUUAUUCAUCCUGUCACUUCCUCUUAUUGGCAUUUGUUGCUCCACUAUCAGGACAAAAACUUUUGCUGAAUUCUAUGUAAAGUUUAACCAAAUUAAAUCAUGUAUUUGUGUUAUUGUGAUUAAAAAAAGCUUCAUGUGAUAAAUCUUUCUGCAAUUAAAGUUCA